Messenger RNA from Plasmodium relictum, 1068 nucleotides. Its product is annotated as RING zinc finger protein, putative. Gene Ontology annotation, molecular function: zinc ion binding. The transcript has 2 exons. Bases 1 to 1068 code for a protein of 355 amino acids. NCBI's taxonomy places the organism in Eukaryota, Apicomplexa, Aconoidasida, Haemosporida, Plasmodiidae. The record is from RefSeq and is a predicted model, not a curated record.
AUGAAUGUGGAUUUAGAGGAUAUCAAUAAUAAUGAUGGUAAUUAUACUCAAAUUAGUAAUACAGAGAUGACUAUAUUCCGGUAUUUUACAAUUUUAUUAUAUUUUCUAUUAUUUAGUAAUAUCUUUUUUUUAUUUUCAGUGAUGAUAUAUUAUUUGAAUGUACCAUGUGAAAAAUGUGAUUUUUAUAAUAGAAUAUUAGUUACAGUUAUAUUAAUAAAAAGUAUUAUUCAUUUAAAAUUAACUAUAAUAAAAGUAAAAAGAAGGGAUGAAAUAGAAAAUAAUGAAAGAUUAAAAAAUGUAAUGUUUUUUUUAAUUAAGAUAUUUAACUUUUUAACUUUUUUUUUAGCAAUAGUAUCUUUAUAUUUCCUUCAUUUUUAUACUAAUAUUUGUUCGAAACCUACCUUAUCUCUAAAAUUAAUUAGAAUAUAUUAUUAUUUUACUAUAACUUUAUAUUUUAUUCCAUUAUUAUUUUAUAUAUCAAUUGGUUUGUUUUUGUCAAUUAUAAUAUGUAUUAUGAUAAAUUAUUCCGUUGAAGAAAGUGAUCGUAUUCCUACUCCAGAAAAUAUAAUAAGUAAAUUAAAAAUAUUGAAAUAUAAGGAUCUAGAUUAUAUUCAUAAAAAAGGAAAGAAGGAUAGUAAGAAUAAACAAUAUAUUAAAAAACCAUCUUUUGAAAUGUUAUUUGAUAAAGUAAAAAGUGUAAUUAUAGAUAAAGAAAUUAAUGAAAAAAAAAAAAAAAUACAAGUAAGUAGUAGUAACUCAAAUGUUGACGAGAAUUUGCAAGAAAUGCUGAGACCUCUUAAUAAAAAUGUUGAGAAUGAAAUUAAUAAUAAAGUUUCACAAGAAAAUUUUGUAAAUAAUAAUAAAGAAAUACCAAAUGAAAAUGAAGAUGUAUGUUCAAUAUGUAUGAUGAAUUAUAUAAAUAAUGAUGAAGUUAUGAUAAUGCCUUGUGAUAAGAGGCAUUUUUUCCAUGUUAGUUGUUUAACAAAAUGGCUAUAUAAAAGUCAAGUAUGCCCCAUAUGUAGAACAAAUAUUGUAAACUGUUUUGAUUCAAAAAAUAAUAUUGUUUAA